Dissoconium aciculare CBS 342.82 is the source of this 3391-nucleotide messenger RNA. RefSeq lists its product as uncharacterized. Bases 452 to 3271 code for a protein of 939 amino acids. The record is from RefSeq and is a predicted model, not a curated record. NCBI's taxonomy places the organism in Eukaryota, Fungi, Ascomycota, Dothideomycetes, Mycosphaerellales, Dissoconiaceae. The transcript is spliced from 2 exons.
CUUUGACACUUACGUUGUUUAAUCUCUCACCUACAGUCGCUCUUUAAUACUCUUGUUCGCACUUCUCAUUAAUCAUUUUAAUUAUCCGUUGCUCAUCAACGUCCACUGUCGCUACGAAGAACAGCUCAAAAGCAAACACACUCGCUUGCCAAACAAACAACAACAUUCAUUCAAACAAACAACACUCGACAACGGGAUCGUUAGGAAUCGACUUGAUCGACAGUGAAACAUCCUGCCAAGAGAUCUUGAGAUCGUCAAAACAUCAUAUUCGUUUAGCGAUCGGAGCAUCACUCAAUCAAGGAGGUCGUCAGACGCCUGGAGAGGAGCAUAGCUCGGCAGCGCCACCAUCUUCUCGUUGCUCGGAAGAUGCGCUAGGCCUCAGAUCGUCCAAGAUCUCGACUGAAACACAGCCAUAGCUGUUACAACACUCCAAACCCUCUCGGACGCUACAAUGUCCCGCAUCAUCCAUUCGUUCGAUGGACUGGCGUGGUGGCAACACCACAUCCUGUCACGACGACAGGAUGGACCAAGCGAAGCAACUUCGACAUCGCCUGACGCCAACACGGCUACUCAAGACAACACUCGCAUGCACCUCUACAUUGCUCUCGGAGCUGCGAUAGGAAUCCUGAUUCUUAUUGGAGUCUUCUGUGCUAUAGUUUUGAUCAAGCGCCGCAGGCGACUAGAUAUCCAGGAACUGGAAACCGGCCAUGUCGAUUCCGAAGAAGAUGUACGCUUCGGACAGGGCGUCAUGGCUGGAAAACCAAUCAUAUUUCUCGUCCCUCCACAUGGCCAGAUACCAUUACCGGCGAUGAAUCAGCGUAAUCUUCUCGAUGAUCCUGAGAAGGAGAUGAACAUCUUGUCCUCUAACCCUGCUCCGCGUAGACCAGCAAAAAAGACCGCAAACAUUCUAAAGCGCAUCUCAGAGCGCUACAGCACAGCGGGGGACGUCGGCGAAGCAGAAUCCAAUCCCACAGCAUCGCUAGAUGCUGACCCCGAAAACACGGGUCAACUCAGGUUUCCCCCUUUCGAAGAAGAGGUCAGGUUUGCUCAUAACGCGACCAAUCGCGCCAGACCAAUGACCACGCCAAGAGCGAGGCACGUUCGAGGUGUAUCAAGCAGGACUUUCUUCAAUUUCAUGCCAGAAGGUGAUCGACCUCCGAGUUUGCCUCCGUUGGGACAGGUCUCCCCCUUUCAUGUUCCACAGUUGCGUCGUGGCCUGACAAUGAAACGUUCGGGGUCCCUCCGCACUCGUCUCUCCUUCAACAGCGGUGGAAAUGUGAACGCUCCCAUCCUCCGACCAAAUAGAAGGAGCUUCUUCGGCUCUGCAGACUUUUAUCGCAUCUCCAAGCACGAUCGGACCAUCUCGAUGAGAUCUGAUCUUUCCACUCAGCGAUCAACGCCGAGCACGAUCAAAGCUAGACCACGAUCAAAAGAGAGCAGGUCUGCGGCUGUCAAAUCUCGAGCUUCUACCCGUCCGACUGUCUCUCGGUCAAAUAGUGACGUCGGAACCUUCCGAACUGGCUCUGCCGCAAGCUCAGAACUUCCCGAGAGCUCAUGGAAUCGAUUUUCCGUACACCGGAUCGAGACGGCGAACCAGAUCAGUAUCAAGCGUUUGUCAGGAACCGGUCCUCUUAUCGGCGCAGUUAAAAGCGUUCAGAGAAUCACAGGUCCGAUCAAGAGGCUCCAGCCAAAGGUCAUCGUGACCGCAAAUGGCUCACCGGUCGACCGCAAGAGAUCCAGCGUGAUCAAGAGGUUGAGCCUCGUUCGUGCACAAAUGGAAGGCAGCCCAAAUACAGCUACGCCUCCACGCCGGCGAACCCCCUCAACGCAGCUCCUGUAUCGAAGCGUCGACCACAGUGUCUCGCCUAUUACUCCCCCUAGGAAGGCAUAUCAACACAGGACCAGCCAAGGCAAUCCACAACAGGCGCAAAAGUCUACCACUGCUAUCGCCGGUAGCGGAAACGAUCAGGGUGCCGCCAUGAAGGCCGCUCAGAUCAGCAACAUCAGCAUUGGAAUUGCUACUACUACCAGACAGCCAGUGGCAUACCCGGCUCCGGUAGCUUUCACCCAAGAUGGUGCUGAAGAUCCCUUCUUCCUCGACCGCACCAUCUACUCACCGAGGUCUGGUGCCAGUCCCCGUAGCGGCGGACGCCGCAAGCGUUCCUCUGGAAAGCAAAGCCCAGUCAGCCCACAAAGCACCGACUCGACGCCCAUGCGAUACGCGUGCUCUCGUGUCAUGCACGGAAUUAAAGAAGAGGUUGAGAGUGAUAAUGAGGGUGAAGUCAGCCCUGCUGUCACGGUCACUCAGAUCCAUAGCUCGCCCCUCCCGCGAGCCACACCUACGUCAGGUGCUUGGUUGGCUGCCUCACCUACACUACCCACGGCUGCAGCUCGUGCUACAUACAACUCUCCAGCAGUGGACCACCGGUCCAUGUCUGCCAGGGCAGCAUCGGUCACCUCGCGACAGUCAAUGCGCUCUUCCGUCAGCCGAUUGAGCAUCCCUGAAUUCCCAUCAACUCCGAGCAGAUUUCACGCCGGACCGGGCUCAGUGGUCUCCGAACCUGACCCGCUCCCAGCGCAUGCCUACUCGGAUCCGUCUACACUUUCCAGUGCCCGCGACAACGGCUCCUCCGUGGCGUCGUCUUCUCCUCCAGUGCCGACUACAUCCAACUCCACUUCUACUCUUCCAUCAAGUCCUCUCGAUCUGCCCUCAAGCCCACCGAUCAUCGCGCGCAGUCUCCCGGUCCUACCGAUCCAGAGCCCCAAAGCAGCAUACCGCCUGUCCAAGCUCUCCAAAGACGACGAGGAAUUGAUCCCCCUCACCGCAACCUCCCAACCCGGUCCCCUCCUCCCCCGCACCGCAAUGGAGAAGCCCAAGAAAUCACGCUCCUCUCCCCGCAAAGCCGUCGCCACCGAAGACUCCAGUAAGCCGCGCCGCACCCGGCCCACCAAAGGUGAAGCCGAAAUCGACGCCAUGCGCCGCCGCAUCACCCACGCCCUCGACGGCUACGGGUCCACCACCGCCUCUCCCAGCACGGUCCCCGCCGCGCAGGAUGAAGGUCGCGCGCACGACAGCGGCCACGAGGAGCUCGACGGCGGAGAGCACCACCGCGAAGAUUUCGACGCGUACGACGAGGCCGACGAUGAUGAUUCGAUCUGGGAAGCCCCCAAGUUGCCCGAGCUGGACUUUGAUCCGGCGCCGCUGUUCACGAACAGUCCCGCGGCGAGCCAGUUGCAUGCGCGGAGGAUGCACAGGACGCCGAGACGGUAGGGGGAUGCAUCUAUUUGAUGUGACUGUCGACUGGAUUGGUAGGCAUGGAAAGGGAAAGGCGUUCGGAUGGGAAGAAAGCGCAAUGUUUCAUGACUGUUUUUGAUUUUCACUCUGGUGCUU